AUCCUGGGAUUGCCACGUCCGUCGUUGAAGUUUGAACAAAACACAAAGAGGGCAGAGACAAGUGGAACCAUAACUUCCUCGUGGGCAACCACGUAGCAGACGUGAAAGACAAACAUCACCAAUAAUGCUUUUUCAUUGCGAUCAACUCUUCAACCACUUGUGCGCUUGGAGAAAUGACAAGGGUUCAGGGCUUUGCGCUUUCCUUACUUGAGAAACGAAUAACACCACCAAUUACCAUUAUUCUAGAACACAAAAAGAACAUCUUCAGAAAGGUUCCAAACCGCUUCACAUUGCUAUAUAAACCAGCCCGCUCCACGCAACCAAGGAGCCAGCAUUAUUUCGAAAUCAAGCGAUCGUUUUCUUGCAGCAAGAAAAGAAAUGGACCUAAGAAUGAUGGGUUUGGACCCUACCAUCAUGGAUACCCUCCAUGAGCUCCUGGACUUCCCCGAGGAAUCCGACAAGUCGUCCCACCACGCCCCAUCCCGGGCUUACGUCCGAGAUGCCAAGGCGAUGUCAGCCACGCCGGCGGACGUGAAGGAUUACCCAGAGUCUUACGUUUUCGUCAUCGAUAUGCCGGGCCUGAAACCGGACCAGAUCAAGGUGCAAGUGGAGGAUAACAUGCUGGUGGUAAGCGGGGAGAGGAGGAGGGAGAGAGAGAAGGAUCAAGGCGUGAAGUACGUGAGAAUGGAGAGGAGGCUGGGUAAGUACUUGAAGAAGUUCAUGCUUCCGGAGGAUUCAAACCCCGAGAAGAUAUCGGCGGUCUAUCAGGACGGGGUGUUGACGGUGACGGUGCAGAAAAAGCCGAAGCCGGAACCCAAGAAGCCGAAGACCGUUGAGGUCCAAGUUGCCUAAAGGGAGAAUAUAUUAUAUGUUGCGGCAGUAGCAUACAAAAUGGCAACGUAGGAGUUUGCCCCUUUUGUUUGAAGUGUUUUACACUUUGGUUUGUGUAUGCAUGUGUGCUUUGUUCUGAAGGUAUAGUAUUUUGUGUGUUGUUAAAGAGGGACGUAUCCGUCUCUCUACCUUCGGCUUUUAUGGAUCUUUAUAAUAGCAAUAAUAAGCAUUAUUCUAAUGCUCUGUUACGAGGAUCUGUACUUUGUGAUUAUAAGUAAUCAAUAAUCAUAACAAUAACGAAAAUUCUAUACAU
Juglans microcarpa x Juglans regia is the source of this 1144-nucleotide messenger RNA. RefSeq names its product 17.3 kDa class II heat shock protein-like. The transcript has a single exon. The coding region runs from base 379 to 852 and encodes 157 amino acids. NCBI's taxonomy places the organism in Eukaryota, Viridiplantae, Streptophyta, Magnoliopsida, Fagales, Juglandaceae. Gene Ontology annotation, biological process: response to heat; response to salt stress; protein complex oligomerization. The record is from RefSeq and is a predicted model, not a curated record.